GCCAUUUUGAGCGGCGGUUGGGGUGAAGAACAUUUUAAUGUUUUUAUUCGAGGCGGUGAUGGGGUUUGGGGAGAGUCGGUUGUUUUAGAGCGGGGCGGGUGUUCGGCGGACGGACCGUACCGGACAGGAUCGGGGAGAAGAGGAGCGCUCUGUGCCUGAGAGCACUCCACGCCCCGGGGCAUUGUGGGAGCGGCAGUCCCGCCAUCUCGCGGCGGCGGCGGCGGCGGCGGGAGCGGAGCGCGAGGCGCCGUCUCUAUGGGAACGGCCCGAGAGAUUUGAUGGUGGAGCUCACAGCUGUUUGAGAACCCAAUAAAUCUUUUCCACAAUGGCAUCUAUGAAGAUUCACGGUCAGAUUCGGAUCAACAGUAUCCAGACUGGCACCACCAAGUGGAGGGAAGGCAGUUUUGAAAUUGUUGAGAAAGAUAACAGAGCUUCUCUGGUUGUGCUGUUCAAUUCUGGAGGCCCUGCGAAAACAUUCCAGCUGAGCCACAAUGUAAAGGUGGUGAAAAUUAGCCCCUCGAUGAAACAAUAUAGCCGGUUGCUGCUGACUCUGCAGGAUAAAAGCAGUCUGAUCAUUGACAAGGCUCCAAGCACUGAAGCUCUGAUCUUGAAGGAUUAUUUGGAGAGCCUAAACCAUGCAGGGAUAAAACCUCAUCAAGGAUCUGGCAACUUUGCGGGGAAGCUGGGAAGCCGGAUUAUGCCAAAGGACUCUCACCGACAACGACUUAACAUAGAGAACCAGACACCAACCAGGCACGAUGAGACUCCAACCCGUAAAACACUGAACAGCCCGGGCAGAGCCACCCUGCAGCAUGGAGCCAAAACACCACAGUCAAGCAGCUCCCCGGGAAACCGGAUGGGAACAGCACUGACCCCCACCUCUCACACUUUACCCAGGAGUGAAAAGAGAAAAAGGAUGUUGACUCCAGACCUGGAACUAACCGAGGAUUAUCCUAAAGAGAAUGAUUCCUCCAGCAAUAACAAGGUGACCAGUGACCCUUCUCGCAAAUUCCUGAACAGUUGUCGAGAAAAGCAACUCAACCUGAAGCAGGCAGAGGAGACCAGGAGUUCUGGUACAAUGCCACUGCAGUGCUUUUACGGAAGCAGAGCCUCGUCUAAGGAUUACUCUGCAGGAAAUUUGUUUUUGGACAGGUCCAGCCUGUCAGGCCAGACUCCCUCGGCUAAAAGGAAUUUGGGAUUUUUACCUCAGCCCUCCCCUCAGUCCGUGAAGAAACUGCGUGCCAAUCAGGAUUACACUGGCUGGAACAGACCCCGAGUGCCUCAUGCCACACAGCUUCCACAGCAGCUCCAGGGGUUUUCCAACCUUGGCAAUACCUGCUAUAUGAAUGCCAUUCUGCAGUCUUUGUUUUCAAUUCAAUCUUUGGCAACUGACCUGCUGAAGCAAGGCAUCCCGUGGAAGAAAAUUCCAGCAAAUGCUUUGCUCAAACGGUUUGCCCAUCUCCUGAUCAAGAAGGAUAAUUGCAGCCCAGAGGUGAAGAAAGAGCUGCUGAAGAGAGUGAAGAAUGCCAUCUCUACCACUGCUGAAAGAUUCUCUGGAUACGUGCAGAACGAUGCCCAUGAGUUCCUGAGCCAGUGCCUGGACCAAUUGAAGGAAGACAUGGAGAAGUUAAACAAGACAUGGAAGAAUGAGCCGAUGGCAGGCGAGGACUCUCCAGCUGCACGGGGUUGUCAUGAGGCCAUAGCUGCCAGGGUCUUCACCUGCCCUAUUGUCUCCAAUGUGGAAUUCGAGGUUCUGCACACCAUCGGUUGUAAAACGUGUUGUGAAAGUGUUACAAAACGAGAACAAUUCAACGAUCUUUCCAUCGAUCUCCCACGGCGUAAGAAACUUCUACCACCGAGGUCUAUCCAGGAUUCUCUCGAUCUCUUCUUCAGGGCUGAAGAAAUUGAAUAUUCCUGUGAAAAGUGCAAUGGCAAAAGUGCAAUUGUGACUCACAAGUUCAGCAGGCUGCCCAGGGUACUGAUACUCCAUUUGAAACGGUACAGUUUUAACGUGCAGCUGUCUGUGAAUAACAAGCUCGGUCAGCAGGUGAUCAUUCCAAAGUACCUGACCCUGGCAGCUCACUGCACAGAGACCACAAGACAGCCCCUUUCCCUGGGUUGGAACACACAAUCUGCAACAUCACGGCCACUCAAAACUUCGCAGUCAGUGAACUCUACAACUUCCACAUCCACACUGGGAAGGAAGUACUGUUUCAAGUCUGCAAUCGUGAUCCCGGACUCUGACAGCGAGGAGGAGCAGCUGAAGCGGGCAAUGGUGAUCAGCAGGCAGUUGAAUGAGCAGGCCCAGCGUGAGACACAGCAGGAACAGGAGGAAAUGCAGAUGGCACUGAAAGCGAGCAAGCGGGAGUGGAAUCGCCCUGCCCCGGCCACUGCAGUGGACUCCUCGUUUGACAGCAUGAAUGAGGAUGAGCUCCUGGCAGCUGUGUUGGAGAUCAGCAAGCGGGAAACCCACUUCUCGCUGGGCAGGGAGGAGGAGCCGGAGAAACCGAGCAGCAGUCCGGACACUGGCUUCGGAGACGACGAGGCUCAGGAAUUGCUGGAACAACAUGAGUCACCAGAACCAGAUGUGCACAGGGCCCCUGUGGAAAUGGAGCCUGCCGAAGUCAUGAAAGACUUUGAUGAGAACAAGGAGAAUAAAACUCCAGAAGGCUCCCAGUGUGAGAUGGACUGGAUGCAGCAAUAUGACCUAGACAGGGAGCGGGAAGAACAAGAGCUGCAGCAAGCACUGGCCCAAAGUCUCCAGGAACAGGAAGCACGAGAGAUGAAAGAAGAUGAUGACUUGAAGAGAGCAACAGAGCUGAGUAUCCAGGAGUUCAAUAACUCCAUCGGUGAUCUUAUGGGUUCGGAUGAAGAUUCUGGCAACGAAGAAAUCCUCGACAUGGAUUACAGCGAGGCUGAGGCUGAGGAAUUAAAACGAAACGCAGAGACAGGUGAACUUGCACAUUCUUACCGGCUAAUCAGUGUCGUCAGCCACAUUGGCAGCUCCUCUUCUUCUGAGAGAUACUGGAAGAGUUGGUGGAGGAGGAGGAGGAGAAGUGCUCACAACCAGUGGGUUUGGACUCCAGCAGGCCUGUGUUGCAACCUCUGUGACGAUGCAUGGACUUUCAUGUGGAAGCUAGUUCUGCUAGCAGUACACUACCAGGGACUGAAUGUCAUUUACAACUCGUCCGGGGAUAAAUACCUCCUAAAACAGUGAUAGAUCUUCACCAGGCUGCAGUAAUCCAGGGCCUUCACUUGUUUGGUUUUUGAAGCCAGGAAAUGGUGCUGAAGGUCGGCACUCCGAGUUGAUAGUGCGAUGAACUCGUUCCUAACAUAGCCAGAUGUCCCAGAAGAUUACAGGAGUCCCGGACAAGUACAGGUGUCAAUCUGUCACUAUUUCCAAAGAUUUUCAAGGAAUUCAAGUUGAAAUUGUAUCAUGAGACUGUUUCGAAGUAAGGGUUUGUUUUUUUAAAGCAGGAGAAAAAUAUAAUAUAUGAUUCUAAAGUUGCUGUUCUUGCCCCGAAGGGGUUUGUGUGUGCCAACUGAAAAGGAAGAGUGGAUCCUGACCCAGGUCUCCCCGUGACACUCUCACCUUAGGCUUAAAGAGGGUUAGGUUUGGUUUUUCUAUAGUCUAGUUAUAAAAUGUAAGUUUUUUUUUGAUGGUCUCACGUAAGUAGUUUCUGUGGCAUCACUGUUCCGUCAAAAACCCUCCACAGUAACACUACUUGUACUGUUAAGAUCCAUCCCCCCCCCCAGCUAGUCUCUCCUGCCUUACUUAUAAAGUGGCCAUGUUUUUCGGAAAGCUCACAGCUCCACAGAGAGCCCUGACAGCGGUUUCCCUGAGACAGUGGAGAACUCCCUAAUUUCAAGGUUAAGUUGUAGCAGUAACAGUUGCACUGGAAUUGAAUUCUUGGUCCAAACACAUACCAGCUCAAGUCCUUACCUGACCUGAAACUAUUCCUGAGUGAAAAGGUUUUUUUAUAAAGAAAAGUUUGUGUUUUGGUUGCUGGUAACUUGCUGCCUCACUUUGUCAGGCUGAGAGAUAAGCCUAAAUUUCAGCCUCGCCACCUCACAUUGCACUUUAUUUUCCCCACCCCUCUGCUUCUUGAGGCUCAUGCACUGGAAACAGCUCCCUCCUCCACUGUGCCUCUUCUCCCAAAGCUGCUCUCUAUCCAAUUACAACCAGAAACUGGGCCCCUGAAUUUGCUCUGAGUGUGAAGGGUGGUCAAAAAUAGCAACAAUUCCCCAUCAGUUAAGGGAUUUUCUCACUGCAGGUCUAAGUUCCUUGAGAUUCUGUCCUUUCCUCCUACCUGGGCGCUGGGCGCAACGUUUGUACAGUUAAAGCAUCAAAUAAAUUAUUAACUUUUUGGAAAUAAUGCCAUAUCUACUGCACCAAUGAGAUGUUGCACUGUUGACGCUUUCUGUGGCAGAAGUACCUACUAUCACCAGAGUACUCAGUGUGAGCCUCGGUCUUUGAUUUCUAAACUAGCUUGUGCUUUAAGUUCACAGCUGCUAAGAGAUUGCUGGUUGUCUUUUUUUUGGUAGUCAGGAGUGUGGGAGGGAUAGUUUUUUGCUAAGUGUAAAUACUGCUAGAUCUGAUCUAAUGGGCAGCGAAGCACACCCAGAGAUGUUGGAUAACGUUGACCUAGACCCUGCCACUGGAGUUCCUAUCAGAGGAACUUCCCUUAUCACUGACAAAUCUCAUCAUUACAGCAGGACCAUGCUGGUACUUGCUGCCCAUUCUUUUGCACUCGAUGGGUUUUGCAACCAUAAUUCAAUCUCCGGAAUCUGGCCUGUACUCCAGUGCCCCAGUGCAGUCUUAACUACAACUAUUAUAUACCCAGGUCGCCCUGCAUAAGGGCUGUCUGUUUGAACAGUAUCCAGAAAGACCCAACCUUUCAAGUUGCUCUCAGUUUAAAGGAACAUGGUCUUGUAAAAAGAACUGUUUUCUACUUCCUUAAUAAUUAAUUUAGAGAAUGACAAAAGGAUGAAGAUCUGCCAACUCCAAAACCACCUCCCUGGGUGAGCCUUACACCAAGAGCUUUUGUUCAUUGGGGAUCAACAAAUUCUGCUGGUCUGUUAUUUAGAUGUGCUGGUAGGUGUUUUAAGUUCUCUGCAUCAACAUCUUUGCUCAGUCCAUUCCACAGACAUCAGGAAUGGGGACUACCAGCUGUUGAUGGGGUGUGGUGGUCAGUGUCACACUGUCUCAGCAGUGAAGGAUUCUGAUGGUCAGGCAAUGGCAGUUGCUUGAGGCGGGGAGGUUGUUGGGAGUGUAAUGCAUGCUUGGUCCCUCUAGAACUCCAGUUGCUUUAGAUCUUCACCGGCUCCAGUCAGUUGAAUGUUCAGUUCUCUUCCCCCGCACACCUGACUUGGUGGGAUGCUGCCUUUUCACAGUCAUAGUAACACAGUUUGUGGUUAUCAGACAUGAAGAGCUACCAAGUCACUGGCUUGAAAACAUUUUAACAAUGUACGUGAUAGACAGCAGAGCCUGCACAGGUUAGUCCUCGCUUCUCCUGCUUCCCUCUUCCAUCACUUUUGACUUGAGCGAAGUAACACCCAGUCAGAGACCCUGUGCUCUCUAGCAAAUGAAGGGACUUGGUGAUCGGAAAGCAAAUAAAUCCAGGUAUUACCAUACAUCAUUUGUUACUCAGGACCUGGAUUCAGGAGGCUUACUUGUAGUUUUCCUGGCCUGAUCCUUCAAUCCAACACUUUGAAUCUCAGAGAGGGUCCUGCCUAGCCACAGUAGACCACUUAGCCUUCCUCACUCUGAAACUAUUGAAUUUUGAUGCCGAGUCCCAGAUACUGUGGGAUUAAUCACUUGAUAGUGAGAACUGCAAACUGCUGGUUUCCUUGUGUCAGUUAGAUUUGCGUUGGGUAGGAACCUAAAUGUCAUUUCCUUGGUACUGGUCAGGCUGGUUCGUUACAGGCUUCCCAAUAUUCUUCUACGUUGCAUAACCUUCAUAGGUUCACAUUUCUCACCAUCUCUUCCUCCUUGUGCAGGUUUUCCUUGCCCUCUCUACCACCUCAAUCCUCUAACUCUCUCAGUCAGGCUUGUAGUUUGAGGCUGAAUUUCGAUGACUACACUCUUCUAUGGAGACUACUAAUCCCAGGGAGAUCCCCUUUGGUUGGUGUCUCUGUCUUCUCGUUCUUUCAGAACUUACACCUUAGACAAGGGACUGAAGGUUUAGCUGUAUAACUCCAUCACUCAGUACAGAUUACUCCGUUCCUACCUGUACACAGGUUUCUCUGUUCCCCUUCCUCAGUAGCUGUUUUUUUGGGAAGAUGCAUUUGGUGAAUGUUUCUCCUAUUAUCAGAUAUCCGUACCUGUAGAAGUCCUCGAUAAGGAUAUAUACCAUGGGAAAUGGCUUCAUUAGCAAUCACUCAAUUGCUUAUGUGGAUCUCUUAAUUUUAAAAAAAAAAGACAGGAUUCUCUGAAAUGUUUUUUCUUUUAACCUGUUGUAGGUUAUGGUGAAAGGGUGAGUUAGUUGUAGGGGAGGGCUGAAAUAGAUACCCCCUCUCCCCUUCCAACUUCAACUAGAUUGCGGCAGGUGUUCUGGAUUUUCUCUGAGGCAAAGAGAAAGAUUGCAAAGUCCCUGUCUCCUGUAUGGGUAAUUGCCUGCAGGAGCGAUGCCAAAUUGGUUUUGGCGAGGGCUACCUGUUCUCCAGAUUCAAAACCGUAACAGUGUCAAGGCCGACAAUGCAAUCCCAGGCCAAGCACAGAUUGGAAGCUAAGUGAGAUGGUGCCCCUCCUUGGAAACAACAGCAUCUGCAGAUCGCCAGAGGCAGUAUGAUGCAGCAUCAGCUGUGGCAUGUUCUAAAUUCAGCCUGAGCUGCCAGCUGUUUGGAUUUUGAGUUUGUGAUGAGCUUGUUUGCUGACUGUUUGUUUUGUUUGAUUCUGGCCUGCUCUGUGGCUGGACCAAUCCAGUAUGACUGCUUGUAUUUAUAUAAUAUAUCCAGAUAUUUAUGUACGUGAAUGAAAUUAAUUUCAUGCCUGAGAAAAGUAUAAUUCUCACAAAGGAUAGACAUUUUUUGUCAAAAGGGCUCUGUCUACAAAACCUGCCCCAACCUUAUUUGUUAGGUAUGUUUGAUUUCCUUUGCUCAGAAUCUAUGGCAUUUUUCCUUCAAGUGUGACUGAGAGCAGCAUCCGUGUGUUUUGAAGUGUUUUUUCUGUGUUUUAGCAGAUCGGUUUUGCCUGUGAUGAUUGCUGCUGUCCCUGUGAUUUUUUUUUUUAAAAACACAGCUCACGCAGAGAUUGUGACAAUAAAAGAUGAUUCUGUUCA
Stegostoma tigrinum is the source of this 7280-nucleotide messenger RNA. It is a transcript of the gene usp37, whose product is annotated as ubiquitin specific peptidase 37. NCBI's taxonomy places the organism in Eukaryota, Metazoa, Chordata, Chondrichthyes, Orectolobiformes, Stegostomatidae. The record is from RefSeq and is a predicted model, not a curated record. Bases 326 to 3217 code for a protein of 963 amino acids. Gene Ontology annotation, molecular function: cysteine-type deubiquitinase activity. The transcript has 23 exons. Gene Ontology annotation, cellular component: extrinsic component of plasma membrane; extrinsic component of endosome membrane; midbody. Gene Ontology annotation, biological process: protein K48-linked deubiquitination; protein K63-linked deubiquitination; endosome organization.